AUUUAUUCAGUCGUAGUUCUUUAUUAAUUUUUUUAGUCUAAGAACACCAGUCCAUUGUGAUGAAUCUCUGUUUAAUUCUAACGACUUCAUCUUAACUACUAUAUGAACAGGUUCUCUGUCUUAUCGACUUUCGCCGCAUUCUGAACAACGUCGAUAUUUCAGAUCGUGGCACAAUUUUCUGUACAGUAAUUUGUCUAUACUGUACUUUCUUAGUGAUUUAACCAUACGAACAGCUGAUUUGAGCUGACUCCAAGCGAAGUGACAAAAGUCCAUAGACGAAACCUUUCGUGGGUCAUAUUUACUGUUCUUAUUUAUCGUUAGACAGUUUAGAAGUGUUUAACAAAUAAUUCUUAAGUGUAAAAUGCAUCAUCGACAAGGGGAACUCUUACAGAAUAUCGGAUUUCGACUUAUCGAGCUAUUCAGCAAAGACUUUCAGCUUUGUUUUCAUUUUACAUUGAACCACCUGUGAACUAGCAUUAUAACAUUUGCAGUAACGGUAAUUAACAAUGGCAAACAAUGAAAAAAUGUUUGCCUGUUCUUCAUCUGGCUGCAACAUGAGUUUCACAAAUGAAGAUCAGUUAACGGUACACAAAAAGAAACAUGACAUGAUGUUAAAUCUGGGAAAUAGUUCAAAGAAUGGAGGUUUUGUCGCUGACCAAACACCAACACCAACCCGUUUCAUCAGGAAUUGUGAAGAGGUUGGGCUGUUUCAAGAUUUGCAGAAUGUAAACCCCUUUGAAGAAACAUUUAGAAGAGCUGUAGAAUCAGGAAAUACUGGUACUCUUACAGUGCCAGAGGCUGGAAUUACAGAUGAUACAUUGCACACACCUCAUAUAUUUCCUCACAUAGCCGAUGUAUUAUCUACAAGCAAUCAAAUGCUAUCCGAAAGUACCGUACAAGAAUGUAACAGUAUUUCGGUUACCGAUAAAAGUACGACCGUAAAAUCGUCAAUCGAUUCUGAGGUUUGUACUAACGUAAAACUUACAGAAACGGAGGAUCGGAAUUUAAUGAAAAGUAAACUAACGGUCGACAGAAGCGUAACAUUAACAGAAAGUAUAAUUGACCAAGUUGCACACGCACCGGUAUUGCCAAAACUUUUACAAGAACAAAGUCCACACUUGUCAAUAAAUGGCGAAGAAGUGCAGCUACUAUUGAAAACAUCCGAUGGAAAAUUAAUGCAAUUAUCGGCUAGUCCGGUUUACGACUCGCUUCACACGAAUAACGUUCAAUCGUUGAAACAGCAAAUGGUCGUUAUAAAGACGGAACCUCCUUUACAAUGCGCUACAAAAGUAGAGUCUAAGAAAUCCACGGUUUCUACGCUAACUUUAGCAAAAAUGAAAUUGAAACAAACUCUGACCAAAAAUACGGAGUUGCAAAAUUUGAAGUCGAGUAACAAUUUUGAAAAGAACGAGUUAAACGGUUCGAAGAAAGAGAAUCGAAGCAAAACGGUAGAAGACCAAGCGAAGAAGAAAGAGAUUCUUGAACGUAAUCGUGCAAGUUCUAUGCGAGCAAGAGCAAAACGGAAAGCGUGGAUACAUCACCUCGAGAGGACGGUCGCGAACGUGAAUGAGACUAAUACGGCGUUGCAAAUGGAAAUAAAGGUUUUACGUUCAGAAGUGGCCAAAUUGAAAACGCUCUUGUUGGCUCACAAAGAUUGUCCCGUUACCAAGGCGAUGCAAAAAGGAAACAGUAUAAUACUCGGUCCUAAAAUAAUACCGUUGAACUCGGAUACGGUAUCUAACCCGGUUACAGUAGGCACUGCGAUGAAACGAGCAGCGCCUCUUUCUUCCGAAAUGCCUAUCAUGCCAAAGAAGAAAAUGUCUAUGGCACCCUCGAAGAAUCCCGUAAUUUUUCCCAAAAUAGAUUGCAAUACAAACCUGUCGGUUCCCAAUGGAGCAUUAAUUAAGACAGUACCCGCGCUCAAGAUUAUGGGAGUAGGACAGCUAUUGGAAAAGGAAGAAACGAAGCAGAUUUUAAUAGUUCAAAAUACGCCUAGAAAGAUCGAUAACUCUAGGCAAAUCAUUCAAAUAAAUCCUAAUUACGAGUUGGAACAAAACGUAUCAAAAAUCAAUACGACGUAAAUAUAUUUACGUUUAAAAAAUUUGCUCAACUGUGAAAAAGACAAAAAUUAAUCGUUGCUGCACGCGCGUAUCCGUGAAGAAAAUCUUUAACUAUUUAUUUAUUAAAAUAAAAGAACGUAUUUUGUAA
Molecule: messenger RNA, 2208 nt
Organism: Megachile rotundata (alfalfa leafcutting bee)
Lineage: Eukaryota; Metazoa; Arthropoda; Insecta; Hymenoptera; Megachilidae
Gene: Atf-2
Product: Activating transcription factor-2
Biological process (GO): regulation of DNA-templated transcription
Molecular function (GO): DNA-binding transcription factor activity
Source: RefSeq, a predicted model, not a curated record